GUGGUCCAGUCAAGAAAAACUGAAUCAAUCACAAUUUCAGACUGGAAACUGGUUUACCAAGAGAUCCCAGUGUUUGAAUGCCGACAUUGUGAAUUCUUUUCGUUUCUUCAUUGACCCUACGAGGGUGUAUGAGGCGUAAUACUGCUUCUCGAGAACACCAAUGGCAAGGUGGCCGAGUGGUCUAAGGCGUAAUGUUUAAGAAAAUUGAAUUCUAUUCCUAUUCAUAUGGGAACCAUUAUAUCGAGAGAUGCCAGGGUUCGAACCCCUGUCUUGCCAAUGCAAACUUUUUGCUCUCUUUAUCUUCUCUUUUUGCUUACCAUUUAUUUGCGCGAUAGGUAGGGAAGAGUCAUCUGCCUAUCUACCUAUCAUCUAUUAUCGAUCGACAAGUGGUGGCUCGACGGCCACCCUUGCGCCAGCUGUGUUCUCGGAACCAGCCAGCGCGACCUGGCCGCACUCUCGUGAUAUUUCUUUAUGCGCCGCUACAAACAAACAGUGUGUAGACUGUCCCUCGCGCCGGUCAAUGCGAAUUGCGCCGCACUAAUUAAGACGAUGCCGAGUGCCGUCCACGAAUUUGCACACGAAUAACC
Ilyonectria robusta is the source of this 587-nucleotide messenger RNA. RefSeq lists its product as uncharacterized. Lineage: Eukaryota; Fungi; Ascomycota; Sordariomycetes; Hypocreales; Nectriaceae. The transcript has a single exon. The record is from RefSeq and is a predicted model, not a curated record. Bases 248 to 541 code for a protein of 97 amino acids.